Messenger RNA from Emericellopsis atlantica, 1560 nucleotides. RefSeq names its product amidohydrolase 3. The coding region runs from base 1 to 1560 and encodes 519 amino acids. NCBI's taxonomy places the organism in Eukaryota, Fungi, Ascomycota, Sordariomycetes, Hypocreales, Bionectriaceae. Gene Ontology annotation, molecular function: hydrolase activity, acting on carbon-nitrogen (but not peptide) bonds. The transcript has a single exon. The record is from RefSeq and is a predicted model, not a curated record.
AUGAUCGUCCGCAAUGGAGAAAUCGCAUUCGUCGGCUCUUUAUCAGAUCCAGCUGUACAAGCUGCUCGGGACCAAGGCGCAGCGGAAAGAGACAUUGGGGGCCUGAAGAUCCUGCCCAGCUUCAUUGAUGGACAUAUGCAUUUGCUUCUCCUCGGCCAAUCCCUCACCAAAGUGGCCCUUGACGACUGCAAAUCACUCGAGGACAUCCGAGAGCGAAUGCGAGAGGCAGCGCGCAAUGACCCCGGUGCCAAGAGGCUCUAUGGAAGGGGAUGGAUGCACAGCAUGACGCCCGACGGUGUCGAUGCGAGCAUGUUGGAUGACAUUGACCCGCGACCCAUGUACAUCGACGCAAAGGAUCUGCACUCGACAUGGGCGAACACUGCAGGCCUCAAGGAGGUCUGUGAUGUGAUGGAUCUGGAUUUCGAGGGAUCGAUGCCGGAUCCCCCAGGCGGCAGUUUCUCGCGCGACGCACAGGGACGCUUGAACGGGGUGUUCAACGAAAGCGCCGUCUUUGAGAUCAUCUGGCCGUUUGUGGCCCGCGUCGCCAGCAUCGAAGAGAGAAAGGAGUCGAUCCGCGCGGCCAUCGAGGCAUUCAAUGCGUGCGGCUACACUGGCAUGGUGGACAUGGCCAUGGACGACACCAUCUGGGAGCCACUCGUCGAGCUGCGCAACCAGGAAGGCUUGGGCGGCAUGCGCGUUGCCGCAUACUGGCUCAUGAAGCCCCUCAAGGAAGACUCGGGCAUCGAUGCGGUGUUUGCACAGGUGGAUCACGCAGCGAAGCUAGCACGGGAAUUCAAGGACCAAGACUGCAGAGUGGUGGGGAUCAAGGUCAUCUGUGACGGUAUCAUUGAUGCUUGCACGGCUUCCCUGACCGAGCCAUAUUCUACCGGUAUCAACCCUGAUCCUAUCUGGCCCGAAGAGGUCCUCCAUCCGCUUGUCAAGCGCGCGCACGACGCCGGCCUGCAAGUUGCUCUGCAUGCCAUUGGCGAUCGCACCAUCAACACCGCCAUCAACGUUCUGGAGAAGAACACGGACGCCUCGAGGAGACCGCGCAUCGAGCACUUGGAACUCGCCUCUGCGAAUGAUGCGGCACGACUCGGCCAGCUAGGCAUCACGGCCUCCAUCCAACCCGUGCACGCCGAUCCAGCCAUUCUGCGUGCCUGGCCGCGGCUGCUGGGCGAGCACAGAUGCAAACGGCGUUUCGCGUAUCGGGAGUUUGCUGAUGGAGGCGCGAACCUGGCGCUGGGCUCCGAUGCCCCGACGGCACCUCACGUGCCGCUGCCGAAUCUCUAUAUCGCCACCACGAGGAAAUCGUACCGCGAGCCGGCAUGCGAGGAGGUUGUGAAUCCUGAAUUUGCGCUCACGGUGUGUCAAGCUGUGGCAGGUGCCACUCUGGGAUCUGCAUACUCGUGUUUCGCGGACCAGUGGACUGGGGAUCUCCGUGUAGGGAAGAAAGCGGACUUUGUAGUGUGCGACGUGGAGCUCGAACCGGAGGGGCUGAUUCGUGGUGUCGUGAAGGAAACGUGGUUCGAGGGUCGGCAAGUCUUCCAGAAGGAGUAG